Gambusia affinis (western mosquitofish) is the source of this 2586-nucleotide messenger RNA. RefSeq names its product mitochondrial calcium uptake family, member 3b (gene micu3b). Lineage: Eukaryota; Metazoa; Chordata; Actinopteri; Cyprinodontiformes; Poeciliidae. Gene Ontology annotation, biological process: calcium import into the mitochondrion; mitochondrial calcium ion homeostasis. Gene Ontology annotation, cellular component: uniplex complex. Gene Ontology annotation, molecular function: calcium ion binding. Bases 234 to 1658 code for a protein of 474 amino acids. The transcript has 15 exons. The record is from RefSeq and is a predicted model, not a curated record.
AAUAUACAAUUUUCAAAAUCACACACUAACUUUUCUCUAACCUUUUAAAUGGCAUCAAAUAAUUCCAGUUUAGCUCUAAGUGUUUGAUUAGCAGGUAGUCCAGAGUCGCUAAAAGCAAUGAAAUAAUGAAAUAGCGCUUUUAGAUAAGCGCUGAAUCUACAUGACGCCCCUCAUCUCUUCUCAUCUCAGCGUCCCCACCAUUUCUCGCGAUGUUAGAGCCAGAAUAAACAGCCAUGGCGGCCGCACUGCGUAGGCUGGGCGCUUCUCUCAGGAACGGAGCGCUUCUCCAGCAAACACCGUCAAACGGCAGAAGGGAGCUUAAAGUGGUCGCAGCCGGCGCUUGUGUCGCAGCCGCGGCCGGCGCUGCGGCUCUCUACUGCGGCUCGGUGGUCGGUGUGGGACCGAGGAGCCGCGUCGAGGCUCGGCUCGUACAUCUGGCGCUGCCGACAGUCUCUGCUACUGAUAAGGCGAAGACCUACGACCUGGACGAUGGGGACGUUUACAUGUCGACCUAUGAAAACAGGUUCCGGCUCUUCAGCUCGGUGGAGUGUGAAGGCCAGCUCUACAUGACUCCUCUAAACUUCAUUGAGUCCGUCACUCUGAGCCAACCAAGGAGUAGGAGAGGAUGGAAGUCUCUCACUAAAAAGGAGUUAGACAAGGUGCUGUCGGAUACUCCGCCUGUUUGGAAAGGAUCAUCCAAUUUGUUCAGAAACCUACGAGAAAGAGGUGCCAUCAGUUACACAGAGUAUCUGUUUCUGCUCUGCAUUUUAACAAAGCCCCACGCAGGAUUUUGGAUCGCUUUCAACAUGUUCGAUGCAGAUGGCAACGAAAUGGUGGACAAACGGGAGUUCUUGGUGCUGGAGGAAAUUUUCCGUAAGAAAAAGGAUAGAAAAGAUGUUGCUGAUGACGUUCAGAGACUGGAGGAACAAAGCCUGCAGCUUUACGGUCACCGCAAAUCCCAGACAAACAGUGUUCGUAAAAACGACGCCCAGCAUGCGGGGACCAUGUGGGACGUUCUCAGGCGCAGCACGAGUCAAGUUCUGUUCUCUGAUCUCACUGAGCACGUGGAUGAGAAAACGGAGACGACGCUGCUUGUGCACUUCUUUGGAAAAAAAGGCAAAGCCGAGUUAAAAUUUGAAGAUUUCUACAAGUUCAUGGACAACUUGCAGACAGAGGUGCUGGAGAUAGAGUUCCUCUCUUACUCCAAAGGCAUGCCCACCAUCAGCGAGGAAGACUUUGCUCGCAUUCUUCUUCGCUACACAAACGUGGAUGAUGUCAGCGGGUACAUGGAGAACGUACGCCACAGCAUACCGGAUGAAAAGGGGAUCAGCUUCGAGGAGUUCAGAUCCUUCUUUCAGUUCCUGAACAACCUGGAGGAUUUCACCAUCGCCAUGCAGAUGUACAACUUCGCUCACCGCUCUGUCGGUCAAGAUGAAUUCACCCGGGCGGUUUACGUUGCCACUGGGAUCAAGCUGAGCCACCACUUGGUCAACACCGUCUUUAAGAUCUUCGACGAGGACCACGACGGCAAACUGAGCCACAAGGAGUUCAUCGGAGUCAUGAAGGACCGCCUGCACCGCGGAGACGGGGGUGUUAAAGCGGAGGAGAAGUUCAUCUCUUUCAAGUCCUGCAUGAAGAAGGAGCUGUCACGCAAAUAGGUGAAGACCCAGUCACCGCUGCAUGUCUUACAGUACGGAUGAAUCGUGCCUUCCCUUCCGUGUGUGUGUGUGUGUGUGUGUGUGUGUGUGUGCGUCGCAGGAGUUUAUGCAUGCUGCAGCAUCUCAGAGCAAAGAUGCCGAGCUCUGGGAAGCUCCGCUGACUCUUCACAGAAACGAAAUUAAGAAACAUUGAGACACCCAACAACUUUACUGCGUGUUAGUUUGUAAGUGUUUAUAGGAAUUAUUUAUUACACUUAUUUAUUUAUUCAUUUAUCUAACUACACAUAUUUUGAAAAAGAAAACCAACAAUUUAGCUUAUUGGUGAGACAAUUAUAAAAAUGUCAGUUUCCUGCUCCGUCAGCUUCCUUUGCUCCAAUUGAAUCCUAACCCUGGUUCUGUUUCAGACACAGAAUGCUCAUAUUCUUUGUUCCUCAGUUACCUGCAGCCCCGUCUUAUCCCCCCGCCGCCCCUCCAAAAUUACCUUUGUCCACCCCCCGCCCUGAGUCCUUGUACUUCCUCCGGAGCGCCGCAGCUGGAAUCCUCCAGAGGAAGCAGACCUGAACACACCCGCUCGAUCCGAGGCUCGCUCACUGUUUAACCGCGGGCAGCCAGCACCGUUAAUCAUUUCUCAGCUGAUACAGAGAAAUGUCAUGGAUGAGCAGAAAAUAAAAAUAAAAAAGCUGAAUGUGUUUCACGUUUAAAAUAUUGUCGGUUUUCAGAGGAAUGCAUCUAAAUGAGAUCCUGGAUGAGGAGUGAUCCCUCUGUAUGCAUCUGAGGAUCUUUGUUGGAGGAGAAAACACUACAGUGUCACUCAGAGUAAAUGGACUGCAUCCGAGACGACUGGUUGCUCUACCUCGUUUCCUGUAAAGCCUGGUUUUGACUGUUACGCUUUUCCACUGAUAGGUUUCAAUAAAUCUGACGUACUGUA